CCAUGGAGCGCCCGGUGGAGUCCGCCCGCGUCGCGUGCCCGAACGCGGCCUACGGCUGCGCGGCCAGACCGGCCUACUACGAGCAGCAAGCCCACCGACAGCUGUGCCUGCACACGCCCUGCCGGUGCCCCGGCGACACCUGCAGCUUCAUCGGCCCGACAGAGGCGCUCCUGGAUCACUUCGCCGGCGUCCACGGCUGGCCGUGCUCCACCAAGGUCAGGACCGGCGAGAUGUCCAGCGUCCGCCUCAAGAACGGCGGAUCAACUUCGUCCGCCUCGAUAGCGAUCAGGGCGGCGCCACCACCUGGGUCGACAAGCGGUGCCUGUUCCUGCUGGAUGUGGUGCGCCAGUUGCUGA
Panicum hallii is the source of this 356-nucleotide messenger RNA. RefSeq names its product E3 ubiquitin-protein ligase SINA-like 4. The record is from RefSeq and is a predicted model, not a curated record. Gene Ontology annotation, cellular component: cytoplasm. The transcript has a single exon. Gene Ontology annotation, molecular function: ubiquitin protein ligase activity; zinc ion binding. The coding region runs from base 3 to 356 and encodes 117 amino acids. NCBI's taxonomy places the organism in Eukaryota, Viridiplantae, Streptophyta, Magnoliopsida, Poales, Poaceae.